Messenger RNA from Moneuplotes crassus, 3202 nucleotides. NCBI's taxonomy places the organism in Eukaryota, Ciliophora, Spirotrichea, Euplotida, Euplotidae. The record is from the annotation of a GenBank genome assembly.
AUGGAAGAUUUUGCCAAUCACGACAGAUUUGUGCCAAAUGUGACACCUGAUUUAGCCUCUAUGAGGACCCUUAAAGAAUCCCAGAGCGAUAUAGUACUUCCUAAUGGGAAAUAAGGCUAAUAAUUUCAACUGUGAGAUAUUCCAAAAUGACUGAAAUGGUAAAAAUAAAGGGAAAUACAACAAAGUUGAUCAUAAUCAUCCACGCAGGACUGACCUCAUCGACCCAUUAGAUGCCGUAGUCGAUGGAUUUAAGAAGAAGAGGAGUAAUUAUAAUAAACGAGUUGGUCAUUAUUCCUCAGCUAGGAAUAUCUCACAUGGUGGCUCCAGUGUCCAGAAAUGAAGGAUUACGAAAGGCAAAGGGAAGAAGUUGUCCUCACAGAACCUCUCUAGUAAGAGGAAGAGGUCUAGCCAGAAAAUGAGCCAGGCUAAUAAGCCUCACAGCACCAAGGCCAGCUUUGUUGACAAGAAGUGAGUACAAGGAAUUUCUACUGACAUGUAUACAAAAGACAUAAGUGUUGAGAGCAGGAACACAAAUCGGUUUAAAGCUAAUAAAUUAAAACAAAGCAUUGAAGUUUUCAACUCAGUAGGGUUUUCAACGAGUCAAUCUAAGGCCUCAGGUACCCCAAUGACCCAGAUGCAAUCAUAUGCUGAGAAAGAGGACUUAAGAAGAGGCCCUAAUAAAGGGCGGAGACAUCGAAGUCAUGCAAGAAACAAGAACUCUAUAAAUCCUGCUGAGGAAGAAACCUCAAAUCUCCGAUCUUCAGAACGCAACAGCGCUAUCAGGAAUAUCCAAAUGGAUGGCUUCUGGGUACAUAAGAAUGACCAAAAGGAAGGGUAUCCACCGAAAAGCCCAAGCGAAUCUAAGACUUCUCUGUUCGCUUUCCUCCAGAAACUAGAAGGCAAAGGGUUCAAGGAUAGACUCGAGCGUGGCUACUUACUUCUCGAUAGGAAGAACCGAAUAAUCCCUAGUUAUAAGAGUGAAAUUAAGAAUGAACAAUCAAGUGUUAUAGCAUUUUGGAUUUCAGGUAGCAAAUACCCUAAUCCUAAUUCUCUUGACAAGGAUUUACUAAAGAAAGUCAAAUUCAAGCUUUCUCUGAAAAUUGGCAAAAACAGUUACUUAUGAGCACUGUGUGUUGAGAAGUACUGUAAAUUAAUGAAUUCAAGGCCGGAAAGACUUCAUAUUAGCGAUAAUUGCCAGAUAGAGGCCUUUUCACAAGAGGUUUCACAUUCAGAGGAAGCUAAUAACAGGGAAAAUUCUGAGAUAACAGACAGUCCUCAUAAAGGUAUCUAUAUUUUUACAUGCAUGCGGAGGGAUUUCAUCAAGAAUGUGUGAGCUUACUGAAAGACUUUCAGCGAAGAGCCUAUUCCGAAGGUCAGAAAGAGAUCUUCCUCUCGAAGGUCCAGGAGCAGAAGCAAGAGAGAUCGCAAAUCCUCAAAAAGAGGCCAUGAGCUCAGGUCCUCCAAGCAAGCUCUGGUAUCUGACCAAAAUACUAAAUGUAAAGACAAGAGUGGUAUGGGAAGAAAAACUUCAUUUGGUCAAGCUGUAAUUAAAGAUCAUGCUAAUAAAGAAAACAUUCCGUCAAAUAUGCUUAGGAAGCAACAAAAAUCCUCCAGAAACUCUGCUGUUUAUAAUAAGAAAUCAAAUAGUAAUGGUAAAAGCUUCGCUAUGCUUCAUGAGGUGAUUAAUAAGAAACCCAAGCAUUCGAAUAACAAUGAUCCAGAUUCCAAAAACCACGCAAAAGCUAGGAGCAUAGCAUCUUGACAAAAGAAAGCUCCUGAUGCUCCUUUUGUCACUCUGAAUGUUCAAAACUCAGAUUGCUAUGAUGGCAAAACCGAAACUCGAGGGAACUCAAGUUCUAAUCGGCAACGCCAGGUGGUUCUUAACACUGAGAGAUUUGAAGAGUUUUCCGAACUAAAGCUUAAAAAGAGUCAAUCUGAGGCAGAUUGUAUCCGGAACCAAGAUCUUGCUAGCAUUCAGAGCUAUUGAACCCCUUAUGGAUUUAAAGGAGAAGUUGAUCAGAAUGAACUCCUCAAUUUAGACAACCAAAACCAUUUGGUGAAUAUUUAUCACUCUUUAAGCACUCCAAACUCGCAGAACACUGUGGAAACCACGAUUGACAGGAAUGUAGACAGUACAUACUCUGAUAUGCCUUCUAGAGAGUACAAGAGGUUAUCUGGAGGCAUCAAAAGUAUCAUCUCUCCAUCUGCCCAUACAGAAAAGGCAUACAAGCUGAAAUCCCAACGUCAAAAUGACAAGAACCCUAUCACUGGUCUCAAAAAGGCUGAGUCCCAAAAAGAUGUGUACGAAAAUAGGAAGAAAUGUAAGAGAAAGAAAAUCAAGACUGGUUCGAUUAUAAACACAGAUAGAUGUGCUAAUGAAGAUCUGUUCACUAGCCUGAAUUCGAAACAUAAUGAGGAUGGUAACUACAACUUCUUUUCUGAUUCUAAACCUCCUACAAAGAGACAUUGAGAGGUAGUACAGAAAGAAAUAAAAUAUAAGCGGAAAGACCCUGGUAAUCACAACUGCAAAGGUGUGAAGAAGCUGAAUAUAAUCCAUCUCAAGCAGAAGCACGCUAGGAAGUCCUCUAAGGGAGACUCUUCGAAAUUCUAUAAGAAGUACAAAAAGAGGAAGCUCCAAAAUGAACGAUCUAGCUCAGUCCGGACUCUGAAGGACUCCGAAGGAUCUAAACCUACACUGAAGAGGCAUUCCUCUAGGAACUCCAGCCGACUGAGUAACAAGGCUGGGCCAAGCAUGCCUUAUAGUGCCAAGAAUAAGCAUUGUGAUGAGAAGAAGGAGAUCAUUAUCGGUCAUGAGCAGAGAUUCAUGAUUGAUAAUAUGAACUUACAGAGUCUUGGCUCUAUUAGUAUUAUUAAAAAUUCAGACUGUUCAAGCCAUUUGAAGAAUCUGAAGCAAGCCAUGGAGUCAAGCGAGGAUUAUAUCUCUGAUGUCAUAGAGGAUUCUAAUAAAGCUUUGAGAGAGCUAGGGGAUGUUAAAGACUUGGAAUUUGGAUGUAACAUGUCUUCUUGAACGAGCGCCAUGAGUGACUCCUCAACUUUCCUAAUGAUCAACCCUCUGGACGAGAAGACGAAUGCUUACGGUUUUGACACUCUACACAAAGGUACUAGUGACUUGAAGGAAGAGGAAUGGACAAUGACUAUUCCGAAGAUGCGGGUUCUGGAAGAGAAAUAGAGUUUAGUGGAU